AUGAUUACGAAAAGGUUGGUGGUUUUGGCGUUGAUCGCCGUGGCAUCAGCUAACCAGCAAUACUGCAAAUGUGUUUGUUCCGGUAACACCGUGGUGGGCAAGAUCGACAAGUGUGUGAUGUGCAACAGCAGCUGGUGCUUGGAGAAGAACGAUAAGCUUUGCGAGGAGAAGGAGGAGGAGGAGAAGAUUGUGAUAAGUUGUUUUCAGAUCGAGUCGACGAAGGAGAAGGUGAUCAUUGUGUUGUUUGUGCUUGGGAAGGGUUGCUUGGAGGAGAUGAUUGUCAAAAUAGAGCUCAUCAUGACUAUCGACAUUCACAUUAAUGGUGUUCAGCAGCGUUCAAGCAGUCUAUCACUUUCAGACCGUCUUUAG
Messenger RNA from Candidozyma pseudohaemuli, 369 nucleotides. RefSeq lists its product as uncharacterized. Bases 1 to 369 code for a protein of 122 amino acids. The record is from RefSeq and is a predicted model, not a curated record. The transcript is spliced from 2 exons. NCBI's taxonomy places the organism in Eukaryota, Fungi, Ascomycota, Pichiomycetes, Serinales, Metschnikowiaceae.